This is a messenger RNA of Colletotrichum phormii, 6966 nucleotides long. Its product is annotated as mycocerosic acid synthase. Gene Ontology annotation, molecular function: fatty acid synthase activity; phosphopantetheine binding; 3-oxoacyl-[acyl-carrier-protein] synthase activity. Gene Ontology annotation, biological process: secondary metabolite biosynthetic process; fatty acid biosynthetic process. The record is from RefSeq and is a predicted model, not a curated record. NCBI's taxonomy places the organism in Eukaryota, Fungi, Ascomycota, Sordariomycetes, Glomerellales, Glomerellaceae. The transcript is spliced from 8 exons. The coding region runs from base 1 to 6966 and encodes 2321 amino acids.
AUGCAAGCCAACGUCAAAGCAUUCGAUGCCCCAUUCUUCGCGAUGACGCCAGCUGAGGCUGCGAGUCUGGAUCCGCAGCAACGAAUGCUGCUUGAGUGUGUCUACACAGCCAUGGAAAACUCUGGAUAUACCAUGAAAAGCAUGCAGGGCUCGUCCACCGGUGUCUAUGCAGGAGCGUUCAUGUGGGAUUACCGCGAUCUUUUGAUCAAGGACGUGGAUACUCCCAUGACUUACACGGCCUGUGGUACAAUUGCCAGCACGCUUGCUGGACGUGUCUCUUGGUUCUACGAUCUCCGAGGUCCAGCUCUUAGUGUCGAUACCGCUUGUUCGAGCAGCAUGGUUGCUCUCCACCAGGCUGUCAUUGGCUUAAAGUCACGCGACUGUAACAUUGCGAUCGCCUGUGGCACCAAUGUAUUGCUCUCCCCUGAAAUGGGUCUUGAGUUGAAUGGUCUUGGAGUCCUAGACCCUUCCAGUACAUCGUACAGCUUCGACAAAAGGGCAAAUGGGUACGGAAGAGGUGAAGGUAUCGCGGCUGUGGUCUUGAAAAGGAUGUCCGAUGCGCUACGAGACGGUGACACCAUUCGCGCUGUCAUUCGCAACACCGGAUGCAACCAUGACGGGCAUUCCCCUGGCCUUACGGCACCAGCGAAAGAGGCCCAGGCUGAAAUCAUGCGACUGACGUAUGCCCAAGCCAACCUCGACCCCGCCGACACCCGCUUCUUCGAGGCUCAUGGAACCGGUACGAACGUAGGCGAUCCAACGGAGGCUGCUGCCAUCAGUGAGAUGUUCACUAAGUACCGAUCGGCGGAGGAGCCUCUUUAUAUCGGUGCCCUGAAGAGCAACAUUGGUCACACUGAGGGCAACUCUGGCAUUGCAUCCUUCAUUAAGGGCGUACUAUGUGUAGAGAAGGGGAUAAUUCCAGCCAAUGCGUGGUUCAAGGAACGAAAUCCCAAGAUCCCAGCCGAGUGGCAUCUCGAUUUCCCGACAACUUCCAUUCCCUGGCCCGAGACCAAGACAGGUGUUCGUCGAGUCUCCAUCAACUCUUUCGGCGUUUCGGGCACCAACGCCCACGUCGUACUGGAAGAUGCACUUCAUUUUCUGAGAGAGCAUGGGCACGUCGCACCCCAUCGCACCAUUAAGGUGCCUCAAUUGCCUGGCAAAUCUCCCAGCCAAGAGACUCCUUUUAUCAAUGGAUCUCUCUUCUCCCCACAACUGUUUGUGCUUAGCAGCCAUGAUGAAAAUGGCAUCUCCCGGCUCUGCUCUGGGUACGAGGCAUACUUGCCGACUAUGAUCGAGUCUCUUUACAAUCUCAGCUACACACUAGCAUCCAAGAGGUCUUUGUUCAAUUGGCGCACCGCAGUCGUGGCCAGCUCAUCUGUGGAAUUGGAACAUGCGCUUUCACUAGGACCGCAGGCAACACGCGUUGUCGCUGAUCCUGGAGUUGCAUUCGUGUUUACAGGCCAGGGAGCACAGUGGGCUCGCAUGGGAAGGGGACUCAUGUGCUACGAGUCUUAUCGAACAAGCCUCGAGUGCGCUGAUGCGUAUUUGAAGACGCUGGGAUGUCAGUGGUCUGUUCUAGACGAGAUUUCGAAGACCUCUGAUGAUUCUCUCAUCAACAGUGCUGAGUAUUCGCAGACUUUAUGCACAACAUUGCAGGUCGCUUUGGUUAGACUUCUUCACGACUUGGGGGUGAAAGUUUGUGCUGCCGUCGGCCAUUCUUCGGGUGAGAUCGCGGCUGCAUACUGUGCCGGUGCAAUUUCUCAGGAGUGCGCUUGGCGUAUUGCUUAUUGGCGUGGAAAAUUGUCUGCCAACCUGGCGAGAUCUCCAUCGCAGCCGAAAGGUACCAUGGCUGCAGUUGGUUUGAGCCUCGACAAGACUUUGGAGUUCAUUGACCGGGUCAAUCAAUCCGGGAUCGAGUCUGUCGGAAAGCUCACUAUUGCUUGCAUGAAUAGCAGUAACAGCCACACCGUCAGUGGCAGUGUUGCAAAUAUCAACGCACUUAUCGCUAUGCUCAACGAGGAGAAGAUCUUUGCACGCAAGCUGAAGGUGGAGAUGGCGUACCACUCAAAGUUGAUGGAACCCAUUUCACAAGAGUACGCCGAAUGCAUCGGAAAGAUCAACCAGAGUUCUCACACGGUUCAGCAUUCCGAGGUUCAGUUCUUCUCGUCGGGAUAUGGGACCCUGAUACAACAUUCAAAGCUGCAAGACGUCAAGUACUGGACCAAGAACUUGACCUCCCCCGUGCGAUUCAACGAGUCAGUGACGGCCAUGCUACAAGCCAUGACCGAAACGAAAGGCGAUGGCAGUCAAUCAUAUCUGAUUUCAGACAUCAUUGAAGUCGGGCCCCAUUCCGCCUUACAGGGGCCUCUUCGAAACAUCAUUCAGGACGUCAGAGCCAAUGGCGACGUGACAUAUCAUCACGUGCUCAAACGGGGCGAAUCUGACUUGGAAGUUCUCUUGGGCGGAGUUGGAUCCUUGUUUUCUCGCGGUAUUGAGGUUGACCUGCUCAAGGUCAACCACGUCCCUGGAGUCCAGCCGUCGAUGAUGAUUGAUCUCCCUCGGUACCCUUUCAAUCACACACGGGAGUACUGGAACGAAUGCCGACUCAGCAGAAACUUCCGCUUCCGCCCGUAUCCUCGCCAUGAACUAUUCGGAGCGCCCGUCAAUGACUGGGACGGAAAGCAUGACGCAAUCUGGCGCAACUGGAUUCGCCUGUCGGAGAAUCCAUGGGUUGAACACCAUACCAUCUCGGGAUCAGUGCUUUAUCCUGCUGCAGGCAUGCUUGUCAUGGCAAUUGAGGGUUGCAAACAGCUAGCAGAGCGUUCAAGCCCAGGAAAGCCAAUCAAAGGCAUCCGGUUCCGUGAAGUAUCGUUUCAUUCGGCCUUGCAGGUCCCCGAGGGCUCACUGGGCGUAGAGUCACACCUGUACCUUCGCCCCGUGAAACAGGCUGCCUUGGAGGCCAAGGCUUCAGUUUGGCGCGAAUUUCAGGUUUGCACAGCCCAGGACGAUGAUGAAUGGCGAGAACAUUGCUGCGGUCAGGUUCUCGUGGAGUACGAUGAGGCCGCGACGGCUGUAGAUGGCGGUCUCGAAGAACAGGCUCUUUGGGCUCACUGCGAGGCCAGGAUUGACCAGGCUCAACAGAACUUCAAGAGCUACGUCCCCUCCGACAAGAUCUACGAAGCUUGGAAGAAUGUCGGCUUAGUGUUUGGUCCAACCUUCCAGACCGUGGAAAGUGCCGUAGUCGACCAUGUAUCCGGCGUCACCAUGGCUAGGGUCAAGCCUACCACAGCUCUUCUGAAGACUCUGAUGCCUCACAACUACCUACAACCUCAUCUGAUCCAUCCUACAACAUUGGAUGGUGCGCUCCAAGCAUGUCUAGUGCCUCUUGUAUCCGACCCCUCCAGGAAGCAAAAGAAUGCCAUUGUUCUCUCUUUCAUGGAAGAGCUUUGGCAUAUGAUGUCAUGUACCGCCGUUGACUCUCGUUCAAAGAAGCCCAUGAUCCGAGUUUCUGGAUGUAUUGUGACAGAGGUGGAUGGCAACGAUGACUCACCCUCCGAGCAUGACCCCAGACACCGAGCAUGGAACAUUGACUGGAUGCCUGACCCCGAAUUUCUCAAAACUGAGAAGACAGAGGAUGCUUUCAGAGGACCCAAUGGAUUCCAGAACUAUUUGGGUGCUCUGGCUCAUAAGAACUGCUCGAUGAAGCUUCUUGACGUCAGCAAUCAAGCUUCUCCCUUCACGAAAGACGUCCUAUAUACCUUGGCUCAGCGUUAUGCGCAGUACGACUUGGCUGUGGCCUCGUCAUGCUUCCUGGACCAAGCACAGAAGAUUGUUUCUGGCGAUUCCGUGCAGGUCAAGAUCUUUGAUGUGAUGGAGGACCCGGCUUCACAGGGCUUUGAAGCGGCUUCAUACGAUGUUCUAUUUGCGCCUGUUGGUAUUAUUCCAAAUGCAGACAUUGAUGGGUUUCUAAACAGGUGUAUCUGUCUUCUCAGACCUGGUGGGAAACUCAUCUUGACGGCUGCGAAUAGUUCUGUUGUGGCCAGAAGCUGGGGCGAAUACCUUAGCGAUACAGGGCUCGUCGGCCUCGAUGCUGUACUUAGCGAUCAAGAUUCAUCGAUAUUGGUUACGAGCACUCCAAUAUCUCGUGUACCUGACGUUGAAUCUGCUUCUGGGAGCUACUACAUUGUAGGAGACCUCACUUCACCGUUCCAGCGUGGCAUGGCCGAUAGACUGUCAUCCUCCUUGCUGGCAAAGGGCUUGAAGACCAACAUCACUACGAUCCCACAGUAUUCCCAACUUGUAGCGUCAGCAACGAUGGAGGAAAUCUCAGAGAGCACUUGCAUUGUACUCAAUGAGCUGGAAACGCCUUUACUGGUCUCGGCCGAUGAAAGCGUCCUGGAGGCUGUGAAGGCCAUGAUAACUGGGAAGCGCCUACUAUGGGUCAACCGGGAUUCAUCCCCUGAUACAUCUCUCAUCAACGGUUUUGCUGCAAGCAUUCGUCUGGAGAGACGCAACCUCCAAUUCGUCACUCUCACUUUCGACUUCGUAGAGAGCGACGACACUGUUUUCAACGGGAUCACCUUGGUAGACGAACGUCUUUCAAGCGCCAAGGGGCAGGUCGAGACCUCAUACAAGGUCAUCAAUGGUCUGAUCACUAUUCCGCGCCUUGUCCAGGCGUCGGCAGUGACGCAGCACAUCCGACAAACUUUAAACGACGACACUUCCGAAGUUGCCUUUGGGGCAGAUUCGAGUCGGCCUCUGCGACUUCAGAUUCAAACCGUUGGUCUUCUGAGUUCGCUGCGUUUCGCCAAUGAUCAUCUGCACUUGGCCCCUCUGGAGGAUCUUGAGGUUGAGUUCCAGACCAUGGCGACUGCCGUCAAUUUCAAGGACCUGGCAGUAAUGCUUGGCAAGAUCCAAGAGACGCCUGUAGGCCUCGAAGCUGCCGGUAUUGUCACCCGAGUAGGGUCUGGGGUUACUCGCUUCCAGCCUGGCGAUCGCGUUUUUGGCUUUACCUUCAACGGCGCUUAUUCUACGUACGGCAGAGGUGCUGAAGGCACCAUUGCCAGAGUUCCCGAAGGCCAAUCAUUUGCUCAGGCUGCAGUCAUUCCAAUUGUGUACACGACUGCAUAUGCCUGUCUCUAUGACAUUGGUGAGCUGGAGAAACGUUUGAGACGUGGCCAAAAGCCUAGCGUGUUGAUUCAUGCGGCGGCUGGCGGUGUCGGCCAAGCCGUCAUCCAGUUGGCUCAGCGCGAGGGUCUCGAGAUCUUUGCUACAGUUGGAAGCAUCGAGAAACGUGACUUCCUCGAGAAGACUUACCGAAUAUCACGGGAUCACAUUUUGUCGAGCCGCGACCUGACCUUCAAAGAUGGUGUUCAGAGGUUGACUGGCGGCCGGGGAGUCGACAUCGUCAUCAACAGUCUUUCUGGUGACACGCUUCGUGCUACUUGGGAGCUUGUUGCACCGUUUGGAUGCUUCGCGGAGAUCGGUUUGGCGGAUAUCGAAUCUAGAUCUCGCAUCUCCAUGGGAACUUUUGCUCGAGGCGUGAGAUUCGAGUCUCUGGAAUUGAACUACAUGCGACAAACAGAUCCUGCGCGUCUAGACGACCUUUUUUCACGCGCCAUGGGGAACGUUAUCGGGAGUGGUCUUGAGCUUGUGACACCCAUCACAAAGUUUUCCAUCUCCCAAAUCCAAGAUGCCAUGCGAUUCAUGCAGUCAGGAAAGCACAUUGGAAAGAUUCUCAUUGAGUUCAAGUUGGAGGAUUUGGUUCAAGUGGUUGAGCCGUGCAGACCCCGUGCCGAAUUCGCUCAGGAUGCUACCUACAUUGUUUCUGGUGGCUUUGGUGGUCUUGGGCGGGAAAUCAUCCGUUGGAUGGUGAAACAGGGCGCGCGCAACCUCAUUGUUACUUCACGAAAUGGGCCCGUUGAUGCAGCUGCAAAGGAUCUCGUUAAAGAAAUCCAAAACAGUGGCGCAAAGAUUGUCACUCCUUCUUGCGACAUAACCGACAAGAAGGCGCUGGAAGAAGCUAUCGCUCGGGCUCUUUCUAAUCUGCCGCCAGUUCGUGGAUGCAUCCAGGCUUCUACAGUCCUCAGUGACAACGUUUUCAGCGAGAUGAAUCUCAGCGAGUGGAAUUUGGCUGUGGAUGUCAAGGUGACUGGAAGCAGGAACUUGUGGGAAGUCCUUACAACCAGGAGUGAUGCCUCAACACUCGACUUCUUUGUCAUGCUGUCUUCUCUUACCAGCGUCACUGGCAACAACGGUCAGGCGAAUUACAGCGCGGGUAACUCGUACCAAGACGCAAUGGCACGGUUCUUGUCGGCCCAGGGCCACAAUGUCGCCGCCCUCGAUGCCCCAGUGUUGACCGAUGCUGGGAUGGUCGCUGCAAGACCCAUGUUGAGGGAGUAUCUUCUCUCUAUCGGCUGGGCCAGCAUGUCGGUUGAGGAGCUUAUCAAUGCGCUGGACUACUACUGUCGCCCCAAAUCUCAAGGUGUGGGCUUGCGAGCUAAGGAUGCCCAAGUCAUUCCGAGGCUUUGGCUUCCCAGAUAUUCGGCGGCUGAAGGGGCUGAGCAGCCGACAUGGCAGCAUGAACCGAUAUACAAUCAUCUGGUUUUGAAAGGCGCUCAUUGUGGUGAUUCGCUGCCCGGAAAACAAGGAUCUACUAAACGCUCACUUAGCGAUGCAAUCGGGGCGGCUGAGUCUCUAGAGGAUGCCGAACAACUCGUACGUGAAGCCUUGCUGAGACAACUGGCCAAGAUUCUUAGCUACGAGCUAGCAGACCUUGACUCCUCCAGACCUUUGAAUGCGUAUGGAGUAGACUCUCUCGUGGCUGUAGAGCUCCGAGUGUGGCUGACAAAGGAGGUUGGCGCUGACAUUUCGGUCUUUGAGAUUACGAGCGGUCAGCGCAUCAGCCAGCUUGCUGGAAAGGCCGCCGCUACUUCAAGAUUUUGGUCAAAAAUCAAGGUUCAGUGA